Messenger RNA from Nezara viridula (southern green stink bug), 2215 nucleotides. NCBI's taxonomy places the organism in Eukaryota, Metazoa, Arthropoda, Insecta, Hemiptera, Pentatomidae. The record is from the annotation of a GenBank genome assembly.
AUGCAAGCGUAUAAAUUUAUCAGAUUCGAUGAAUGGGAAAAACACGACUAUGAAGAUCUUUGGCCGCGAGAUGUGGGCUCCUUACUGACGUAUGUUGCUUGCGGGAGCACAGAUCGGCUGGAGGGGGUCACCCAACCUCACGUCACUACGAACCAUGGUCUCCUUGGUGCAACGACAGGCAACCCGUUGCUCCAAAGCCGAUCCCUUUAGGGCCAAUCUGGCAGUGUCCUUCCCACCGACUCACUCGAGUUCAAGAACAGUGGUAAAUCAGUCUAGAUCUAUGGAUUAUGGCUGCUCAGAGUCAGCAGGCGCUCGAGGAUCUAUAUUUCUUUCCCCGAAACAGACCGUCCAUAGGCUACUAACACCCUGGCAAACCAUAUCCUGAUUCCCGAUUUACGUACACGUGGUAGGGUCAUCAGUCCUUCGCUCGGUCGGUGUGAGUUGCCUCCACUUAAUUGUUUUUUAUGUAUGUCCAUACUUUUUCGUUUAUAUUAGGGUGUUAGAGUUUUUUCCGCCUACAUUGGUUAUCUGUCCAACUGUGAGCUAUGACAAAUAUAAAAUAAUGGAAUUGCUAAUUUUCAAAUUCCUCACCCCAGUUAUAAUAAUACAUUGGUUCUGAAAGAUGUUGUUUUGCUCAGCUUUGGUGGCUUAGUUUGGCUUAGUGACUUUCAGCUCUCCAACUAAGGCAGGAAGGACAGGUUACCCUACGUAUUGGAAAGUAAAGAUCUAUUGGAUGGGUCCGCUACGAAUUAAAUUUCAAUUCGUUUAGGUCAGAUUCUACUAAUACUAAAGCAGAUAACACUUCAACAGACACGCUCUCCAUUUUUCUUAACUUAUUAACGUUAGUUAAGUUUACCUAAAAAAUUUAGGUAAACAGGUUAUAUUUCAACAAUACUAGGUUUGAAUGAAUGAAUAAUUAACCAUCUGCUCAAAUUUAUUGUACAAAAAAGUUUCUUAUAGACCCUGGUUUGAUUCCGCAAAACAAUGCAGGAAAUUUAAGUUUAGUGUUUUUUUGAAAAACUAAGACAUUUUUUAUUGAAUUGGAAGCGAUAAUUAAAAAGAUUUGUGAUUUAAGUAUUUACCCGUGGUAGCAUAGAAAACUUUUCUCUAAAUGGAAGUAGAAUUAAUCUUUGUUAAAACCAUUUUAUGGCAACUUAAAGCGGCUGAACCAUGCAAAGUUCUGUUUUCAUAGAAUCAUGGUGUUGUUUUUAUUUAAAUUGUUUAUAAAAUAUUAAAUUUAUUACAAAUUAUUAUUGAUUUUUUUAUCAUCCUCCUAUUGGAUUACACUUUCAGAAAAUCUUCGUUUUUUAAUCAUUGACAUAAAGGUUUAGUUAGUCACCAUCUAAAACAUAUGGAUCAAUUCCCAUUAUUGAGAUAUGGGUAAAAGGCACUGGUGUACACACAAGCAGCCUUUUAAAAAUAUUAUUUAUAAAUACAAAGUCAGUUCAUAUUUAUAUAAACAUUUCAGCGUGUAAUUCAACAAUAAAUUUAACAUCUUUCAUUGGGAAUAAACACAAUUAUUAUUUUGAGGUCCAUUAUUUGUUUUCAUACUGGAAGAAAUAUAAUGGAAUAUUGCGCUUUUCACAUAGUGUAGUUUAGCUAUUAAUAAAGCAUCGAAGGGAAACAGGAAAUGUUAGUAAAACCAGGUAGUGGCUCCAAAGGGUCACUAUUCCUUAGUAGAAUAGAAAUUUGAUCGUAUUGAAAAAUAUAUUCAUUCUUCACUGUUAGGCAGGUAGGUUACAGCUGCAACGUGCUAACGAGUGAACACUGUUCAAUCAAAAAUUGUCCUCUUAAAUUCCUAUAGGGAGCCCAGCAGUGAUGCCAUUCUCAACCAAGAUUGUUUUGGUGCAACAAGGUGCUUUCGGAUGGAGCUGCCCGAAAUCUGAAACCUCUCUUACCCCCAACGAAACACGGCUGUUGAGGAAACAAACGUACAUUUUAUAUCACUCGCUACAAAAAUUAAGUUCUUUUUAAAAAUUAAAUUUAUUGUAUUUUUUAAAAUGUAUGAAUAAUAAUAUUUUCUGAACAGUUUGUUUUGUAAACCUCUUCCCUAAGAUUUACAUUACUAAUCAUGAUUAUAACUUUUACGUAAAGUUUAACAACACAUCCCUAUUAAUUUUUUAAUAGUUUAUUUGAUUUAAAAUAAAAUCUGCAAUUAAAGAUUGAAAUUAUAACAUAGCAAAAUGUAAGUAUUUUAUUUGUUUAUAUUAUUUAU